Messenger RNA from Ananas comosus (pineapple), 1530 nucleotides. RefSeq names its product glucose-fructose oxidoreductase domain-containing protein 1. The transcript is spliced from 13 exons. Gene Ontology annotation, biological process: NADPH regeneration. Bases 159 to 1250 code for a protein of 363 amino acids. Lineage: Eukaryota; Viridiplantae; Streptophyta; Magnoliopsida; Poales; Bromeliaceae. Gene Ontology annotation, cellular component: cytoplasm. Gene Ontology annotation, molecular function: nucleotide binding; oxidoreductase activity. The record is from RefSeq and is a predicted model, not a curated record.
ACGAGGAGGGCAUCAAACUAAUAACGGAGUUAGAGUUAGCGUUGACUCGCACACUAUUAGCGAUCCACGCACCCUCCAUAAAAAAGAAAGAAAAAAGGGGGAAAAUAAAGAAAAAGAAAAAGAAAAAGAUCUUCGCAAUUCCCCUCCAAAAAGGGAAUAUGGUUUCUUUGGAUUCGGCGCUUCCCCGCAUUGCGGUGAUCGGUGCAGGUACCUUCGUCCGCACGCAGUAUAUUCCUAGGUUAAGAGAAAUAGCUGAUUUUAUGAUUUUGAGAGCAAUUUGGAGCCGAACAGAGGAAUCGGCAAAAGCUGCCGCGGAACUAGCACGUGAUUUCGCCCCCAAUGUAGAGGUUAAAUGGGGCGAUUUGGGGCUUCAAGAUAUAAUUGAAGAUAGUUCGAUUGAUGGAGUUGCUGUUGUUCUUGCUGGGCAAGUUCAGGUUGAUAUUUCACUAAAAAUGUUGCAGGCAAAAAAGCAUGUCCUUCAAGAGAAACCUGCUGCUGGAUCGAUUGCUGAGGCAGAAACUGCAGUCUCAUGCUACCAAUCAGUUCCUAACCUUGUCCUGAGUAAGCCGAUUUGGGCUGUUGCUGAAAAUUAUCGAUUCGAACCUGCAUUUGUGGAGUCCAGGAAGUUAAUUGAUGGUAUUGGCGAUAUGAUGAACAUCCAAGUUAUCGUUGAAGGAUCAAUGAACAGUUCAAACCCUUACUUCUCAAGCUCAUGGCGACGGAAUUUUUCUGGAGGUUUCAUUCUAGAUAUGGGUGUGCACUUCAUCGCUGGGUUGAGAAUGCUUGUUGGAUGUGAGAUAACAACAGUGUCGGCUAUCUCCCGACAUGUCGAUGUGACUUUGCCGCCACCUGAUAAUAUAUGCUCUCUUUUCCAACUGGAAAAUGGUUGUGCUGGAGUUUUUGUUAUGGCAGUCUCCUCAAAAUCUCCAAAGAUAUAUUGGCGGGUAGAUGGCACAAAGGGAGCAGUGCAAGUUGAGCGCAGCACCGAUAACGGAAGGCAUGGCUACUCGGUACUGUUUUAUUCCGAAGACGGGGAGUGUCGGAAAACAUUCUAUCCAUUUAGCGGAGUGAACGAAGAAUUGAAGGCAUUUAUUCAUGACAUUUCACAGGCCAACAAAAAGGACGGAGUGGUCCACGAAGCUGAACCCCGUAGCUCUUACGUCGAGGGCGCUCGCGAUGUUGCCGUUUUAGAAGCCAUGCUUGAGUCGGGCGCGAAGCAAGGCUCUUCUAUCCAGGUCAAGAGGUUCUGAUCUGUUCAAACUAUUAUUCUUCAGAUCAUUGUUACUAUUAUUCCUUGAGAUAUAUAAUAACUCACUCCAUCUGAAAAAAAUUCUACUAUUCAAAAGAGUUCUCAGUUUUCUCUUAUUCUUUUUCUUUUCUUUCUUUUUUUUUUCCGAAGCUGGACUUUUUGAGAGACUUUAUGUAAUACCUCAUACAAAAUUGACAUGUAAUUGUUAAAUGUGAGAUAUUCGGAAAGGCGAAAAGCGCGGAAUAAUUAACGGGACUCGAAUUCAGAAUCUCUUGCUCUGA